CUUGAGAUAUAAUAAGCAAUUAAGAUAAAACAUUUUAGGGUCUUUUAAAAUGUACAAAACUUUUCUUGGGGAAAAAGGGGAUUUGAAUAUAUUUAACAGAUUCGGUUAAUACCAUAUCAUUUAGUAAAAUAAAAACGUUAUCACAACAAUAUAGAUUUUUUUUAAAUAGUUUUUAUUAUUAUUAUCUUCAAGUCUCUUUCGGCUAACUUCGGCUUUCGGUCAAGUCUGAACUCUUUCACCACGAUAAUGCAUCCUGGAAACGCCAGUGAAUUAGUGGAUGCGGAGGACGUGGCGAGAGAUGACCUUCUUGCCCGGGUGGAGAUAGCGCUGCUCAGUGUCAUCUUCGUCAGUGCCUCCAUCCUCAACACCGGCCUGCUUCUCGUCCUGUGGAGACAGCGCAAACAGAUGACCAGGAUGCGCGUCUUCGUCUUCCACUUGUGCUUGGCGGACCUUGUGGUCGCUUUCUUCCAGGUGUGCCCGCAGCUCAUGUGGGACAUCACAGACAGAUUCGUCGGACCAGACCUGGUGUGCCGCCUGGUGAAGUACCUGCAAGUACUCGGGAUGUUUUCAUCGACUUACAUGAUUGUGGUGAUGACUGUUGACAGAUAUCAAGCUGUCUGCAACCCAAUGGUGAAGUUUCAGCGGACGCGCACGAGACUGAACAUCCCUGUGAUCAUCGCGUGGGGGAUUUCGCUGCUGGGCAGUCUGCCUCAGAUUUUUAUCUUCUCACGGGUCGAGGUUGCACCUGGUGUGUUUGACUGCUGGGCUAAAUUCAUCCAGCCAUGGGGGCUUCAGACUUAUAUAACCUGGACCACGCUAGUCAUUUUUAUUUUACCUGUUGUUACAGUCCUUGUUUGCCAAGUGCGCAUCUGUCGAGCCAUCCAUGUUAACCUAUACCAAAAGAUUACACAGCAGAGCAGCGUGAAUCUCCCACUGCCCCCCAGAGCCAGCGGCGUGGCCGGCAUGUCAAAGGCCAGAGUGAAGACACUGAAAAUGACGGUCGUUAUCGUGGUGGUUUAUAUUGUCUGCUGGGCUCCAUUCUUCACUGUCCAGCUCUGGUCCGCCUGGGACUCAGAUGCGCCAAAAGAAACUGCGACUUUCACCAUCCUGAUGCUGCUGGCCAGUCUGAACAGCUGCGCAAAUCCCUGCAUUUACAUGCUUUUCAGUGGACAGUUUCCCCAGAGGCUGCUCACACUCCUUUGCCAGAGACAUACGGGGGGUAAGGAUUCAAUACAUGACGAUGCGACGCUGGUCAGCACGUUAUACAUGAGCUUUAGGAAUGUCUCUGAUUCUAAAUAACGUUAACGCGUUUACUGUAACAAAAAAUUAUAUAUAAAUAAAGCGGACUGUAAAUACAAAUGGCCUCUCUGCGUGGGGAAGCUGCUUUUGAACGACUGUUCUUCUGAACAGGAUAUAAGAGACAAGACAAAUUGUGUCUAUGUUUCUGUGACAUAUGAAAACAUGACAUGUCUUAGAAGCGUUCACUCAAUAAAAGCAUGUGACUGGGAGUGAGUUCUUCAGAUGUUGAAAAAUGACGCAAGAUCUUCGUCAAGUUCUGUUGGAUUGUAGCACCUGUGCUCUUCGAGAAAGCAAAUAAUCUGUUCAGACUGUAAACAAUCAUCAUGUAGUAGGCUAAUGACUACGACAGUUUGGAUGUGAAAUAAGACAUAUUUAUUAUAUUUAACAGAAGCCUAAUUUGGACUUUAGUAAAACUGCGGAUAAAUAGGAGCUUAGCAAUUCAAUUGAAAUGUUAUGUUGUGUGUUAUGCUGUUUUUGUUGAUCAAAUUCAACCACCGGCUUUUAAGUUGAGGUCAGAGACUGUAACAGAAGUUUAGCUGUGUCUGUAGCUUGUAGUUUUUCUUGCUUAACACUUUAACUAAGUGAUAAAGCAAGAAAAACUGUGUCACAUGGGAAAAACAAAUUGUUUAAAGCAUAAAAUGCAAAUAAGGGGCCUGAGACAAAACAGGAACCAGCACAAAGUUGUUGUAACGUACCUGCACUAUGAAAUACAUUUUGACUUCUAUAAGUAUUAUCUGUUGUGUUUUCUGUGUUAAAAUCACACAAUCAGUGACAGUAUGUGAUAUACAAUAAAUAAAGUCAUGUUGUAACAGAG
Messenger RNA from Labrus mixtus (cuckoo wrasse), 2113 nucleotides. RefSeq names its product vasopressin V2 receptor-like. Gene Ontology annotation, molecular function: peptide binding; vasopressin receptor activity. The transcript has 2 exons. Gene Ontology annotation, cellular component: membrane. Lineage: Eukaryota; Metazoa; Chordata; Actinopteri; Labriformes; Labridae. The coding region runs from base 247 to 1299 and encodes 350 amino acids. The record is from RefSeq and is a predicted model, not a curated record. Gene Ontology annotation, biological process: positive regulation of vasoconstriction; regulation of systemic arterial blood pressure by vasopressin; G protein-coupled receptor signaling pathway.